AACAGUGUGGAGGCAUUUAGGACCCAGGGGAAAGCCCGUCUCGGUAUAGAAGGAGUCUCGGGCGCACACCCCUCCCACCAUAACCAGAGCCCCGUGGAGCCUGAGCUCUCAUUCACAGCCUUCUAGAGAAAUCUGAGCCCGAACCUGCCAGAAUAGGCGAUCUCACCCACUCAGCUCAGCAGCGAAGACACCUGCAGAAACACAUUCCCAAAGCAAGGCUGAGCGGCCGUGUAAAGGAAGAGAUGGCUGCCGUUUUGCUCCUCUUUGGGAUGGCUACCACCAUAUAGGACCUGAAUGUCCUACUGCUUCCCAGGAACAGAAAGGAAACCCUCUAUUUCUCUGUUUCGGUGGUAGUAAAAAAGCUAUUGAAUGGGCCUGAAUUUCAGCAAACUAUCAGGUGAAUGGGACCUGUCUCCUUUCUUCCAAAAUAUCAGAAAUUAAGCAGUUUGAGAGGAGAUUUGGCCAAGAUGACUCACUUACAGGCUGGACUCAGUCCAGAGACUAUAGAGAAAGCCCGCCUGGAACUGAAUGAAAACCCAGAUGUUUUACAUCAGGAUAUUCAGCAAGUCAGGGACAUGAUCAUCACCAGGCCUGACAUUGGAUUUUUACGUACAGACGAUGCCUUCAUCCUGAGAUUUCUCCGAGCCAGGAAGUUUCACCAAGCAGAUGCCUUUAGACUCCUGGCCCAGUACUUCCAGUACCGCCAGCUAAACCUGGACAUGUUCAAAAACUUCAAGGCUGAUGAUCCUGGCAUUAAAAGGGCUCUCAUCGAUGGGUUCCCUGGAGUGCUGGAAAACCGUGAUCACUACGGCAGGAAGAUUCUUCUGCUGUUUGCAGCCAAUUGGGAUCAGAGUAGGAACUCCUUCACAGACAUCCUGCGUGCCAUCUUGCUGUCAUUGGAGGUCCUCAUUGAAGACCCAGAGCUUCAGAUAAGUGGUUUCAUUUUAAUCAUAGACUGGAGUAAUUUUUCCUUCAAGCAAGCCUCCAAACUGACACCUUCUAUCCUCAAACUGGCCAUUGAAGGGUUGCAGGACAGCUUUCCUGCUCGCUUCGGAGGAGUCCAUUUUGUCAAUCAGCCCUGGUACAUUCAUGCGCUGUACACGCUCAUCAAGCCAUUCCUGAAAGACAAGACCAGGAAGCGGAUUUUCCUGCAUGGAAACAAUCUGAACAGCCUCCACCAGCUAAUACAUCCUGAAUUUCUGCCCUCUGAAUUUGGAGGAACCCUUCCUCCUUACGACAUGGGAACUUGGGCCCGGACGUUGCUUGGUCCUGACUACAGCGACGAAAAUGACUAUACUCACACUUCCUACAACACAAUGCACGUGAAACACACGUCCUCCAGCCUGGAGAGGGAAUGCUCCCCCAAGCCGAUGAAGAGGUCUCAGUCUGUGGUAGAAGCUGGGACCCUGAAACAUGAGGAGAAAGGAGAGAAUGAGAACACUCAGCCGCUCCUGGCUCUGGACUGAACCCCGGUCACCCUGUGUCCCUGCAUAAUGCCAG
Messenger RNA from Manis pentadactyla (Chinese pangolin), 1500 nucleotides. RefSeq names its product clavesin 1 (gene CLVS1). The transcript has 6 exons. Bases 402 to 1466 code for a protein of 354 amino acids. Gene Ontology annotation, molecular function: phosphatidylinositol bisphosphate binding. Gene Ontology annotation, cellular component: membrane. The record is from RefSeq and is a predicted model, not a curated record. NCBI's taxonomy places the organism in Eukaryota, Metazoa, Chordata, Mammalia, Pholidota, Manidae.